AUGGCGAUAGACCGGCGGCGCGAGGCGAGGGGCGGCGAGGGCGGCGGGGGCCGGUAUCAGCCCCCUCCGGAGGAGAACGGGGCCCUGCCGGCCGGGGGGGGCCGGGGGGGGGAGGAGAACCGGUCUCUGCCGUCCCUGUCGCAGGCGGCGGCGGCGGCGGCGGCGGCCGGGUCGGGCGGCGGGGGGUCCCCGGCGGGGGGCGGCGCGGGGCCCAGCGCGCUGCUCGUGGACUACGACGCGUCCGUGCUGCCCCUGCUCGGCGGGCUGGGCGGCGGCUACCAGAAGACGCUCGUGCUGCUCACCUGGAUCCCCGCGCUCUUCAUCGGCUUCAGCCAGUACUCGGACUCCUUCCUGCUGGCCCAGCCGGACUACUGGUGCCGGGGGGCCCGCCGGGGGUCCGCCGCCGCCGCCGCCGCCCCCCUCCCCGCCAACUGGACCGGCCCGCCCCCAACCUGGGGACCCCCGCCGACGGGCCCGGCCCCCGCCCCCGACGGCCGCCCCCGCGCCCGAGACGCCGCGGCCCGCCCCGACGGCCACACGUGCCACCAGUGGCACUACCGCAUCCGAGCCGGCCUCGUCCAAAAUGUGGUCAGCAAGACAUCGCCCAGUGCCCCGAGCCACGGCCAGGGGCCGGGGGCCCCGUUGUCCCGCUUCUUUCGGAGCCUCUGA
Ornithorhynchus anatinus (platypus) is the source of this 669-nucleotide messenger RNA. Its product is annotated as solute carrier family 22 member 23-like. Bases 1 to 669 code for a protein of 222 amino acids. Lineage: Eukaryota; Metazoa; Chordata; Mammalia; Monotremata; Ornithorhynchidae. The transcript has 4 exons. The record is from RefSeq and is a predicted model, not a curated record.